GCGGGCACGAAUCCAGUUUCAGCAGUGCGCGUUCCCGACACGCACGGAGCGCAGUCUCUCUCUCUCUCUCUCUCUCUCUCCCUCUCUCUCUCUCCCCGCCGCUGCGAGCCAGCCACGGAAACGCUCUCCAGCACGGACAGAGCGAUGCCGCACCUGAUCGCGGGCUUUCCUGCCACAAACCUCUACCUCAGGUGAUCCGCCGUGCCCUCUCUGAUCGCGAGCGAGUUUCCGGGCUGCGCGGCUCCGCAGUGCGAUGCUGACAACAUGCGUCCUGGCCGAGGAGCUGAGCGCCGUGCGGCAUAGAGGAGGCGGCGGAGAGCGGCGGCGCGCACAGGCACAGUAGGCUGCUGCAGCGGGGCAGUAUCAUGGAGGCUGGAUGCCUGGUUGCCGCGGUGAUUGAGAAUGCUGCCUCAGGACCCCAGGGAGAACCAGGAAGUAGUGACGUCCUUGAGGGUGAUUUGCUACCAUCUACUGACCUCGGCAAGGACGAUGCCUUACUUCCAGAUACCAACAUUAAUCCUCCAGAGGAGAAGCAGCCACAGGAGACAUCCACUGCCCUGAUGAGGAGCGAUGACAUCACAGAACACCCAGCCGAGCCCCUCCUGCGCUCCUGCGUCAGCACAGCGAGUAUGAAGGUCAAGAACAUGAAGAAGCUAACGUUCCCCAGGGGUCACUUCCCCAGAUUGGCAGAGUGUGCCCAUUUCCACUAUGAGACAGUUGAUUUUGGCAACGUUCAGUUGGCCUUGGCAGAGGGGCAGAACGAAGGACCGAAGCCUGGCCUGGACUGUAAAGAACUUGUCUUUCUGGUCCAGAUCACUUGCCAGGGUCGAAACUGGCUGGUGAAUAGAUCCUAUGAGGACUUCAGGGUGCUAGACAAACACUUGCACCUGUGUAUCUAUGACCGCCGUUACUCCCAUCUCACCGAACUGCCACGAUACGAUACUUUAAAGGAUACUGUUGAGUCAGUCACAACCAUGCUGACUAACUACCUGUCCCGCUUCUCUGCCAUUGCGGACAACAAAAUCAACUGUGGUCCUGUGUUAACCUGGAUGGAGAUUGAUAACAAGGGGAACCAUCUGCUGGUUUCCGAAGAAGCUUCGAUCAAUGUCCCUGCAAUCGCUGCCGCCCACGUCACCAAGCGGUACACUGCUCAGGCCACGGAUGAGUUGACCUUUGAGGUGGGGGAUAUUGUGUCCGUCAUCGAUAUGCCUCCUAAAGAAGAUACGGGCUGGUGGAGAGGGAAGCAUGGCUUUCAGGUUGGGUUCUUCCCCUGUGACUGUGUGGAGCUGAUAAACGAAAAGAUCCCUCCCAGUGUUCAAAACUCAGUGCCAAAGCCAGUGUGUAAGAAGCACGGAAAGCUCGUAACCUUCCUGAGGUCAUUUAUGAAGUCUCGGCCACCGCCUCAGAAGCUGCGGCAGCGCGGUAUACUCAAAGAGCGAGUGUUUGGCUGCGACCUGGGGGAGCAUCUCCACAACUCAGGACACGACAUCCCACAGGUUGUCAAAAGUUGUGCCGAGUUUAUUGAGAAAAACGGGGUCGUGGAUGGCAUCUACAGACUCUCAGGGAUCUCCUCCAACAUCCAAAAGCUGAGGCACGAGUUUGACUCCGAGCAGAUCCCAGACCUGAGCAGAGAUCUUUUCAGACAGGACAUCCACUCGGUGGGCUCCCUGUGCAAGCUUUACUUCAGAGAGCUGCCCAACCCCCUGCUCACCUACCAGCUCUAUGACCGGUUCUCGGAAGCUGUGUCUGCAGCCACGGAUGAGGAGAGGCUGGUAAAAAUCCACAAUGUCAUUCAGCAGUUGCCUCCUCCUCAUUACAGGACACUGGAGUACCUCAUGAGGCACCUCUCCCGCCUGGCCACCUUCAGCUCUGUCACUAGCAUGCACACUAAAAACCUCGCGAUCGUCUGGGCACCGAACCUCCUUAGGUCCAAACAGAUUGAGUCGGCCUGCUUUAGUGGCACCGCAGCCUUCAUGGAGGUGCGAAUCCAGUCGGUGGUGGUGGAGUUCAUUCUCAACAACACAGAGUCCCUGUUCAGCGCCAAACUCAACGCUGUUAUAAGGGAAAACACUGGUAACAACACCUUAUCAAGACCGAAGUCUCUGAUGGUUUGCUCCCCGUCCACAAAGCUUCUGUCUUUAGAGGAGGCCCAGGCUCGGACUCAGACGCAGCUGGGAUCUCCAGCUACAACCCCCUGCCUCACGCACAGUGACUACAUCGAGGUCGGGGAGGGACCCGAAGCUCUUCUCGGCAAAUUUCACACAGUCAUUGAACUGCCGAUGGAGAGCGGCAAACGGCCUCUUGCGAAGUCAAAGAAGUCUCCUGUGGGGAACUGGCUCUCCUUUUUCCACCUGGGCAAGUCCCACUCUGUUUCCAAGCGUAAACUGAAGCGACACCCCAGUGAACCUAACGAGAUAAAGAGCAUAGCACUGCCAGGAGGACGAGGAGAUACCGGCACACUGCGGUCUACAAAAAGUGAAGAAUCUCUUACUUCUUUGCAAAAUCUAGGAGGAGAGCCUCCUAGCUACCGUCCCCUCAGACCUCGUUCGACCAGCGAGGCUGUUACUGCCACCAGCAGGGACGACCUGCGCAGCUCCAGAAGCAAAGACGACCGCCGAGCUCACCAGCUUCAUCAGAGCGCACGCGGUGCCGACAGAGGCCGCAUCGCCGUUUCCCCUCAACACUCCGAGGACGAUCUCGACCUUUCCCCUCCGGCUGCUGGCAUCUCAACCUUAGAUUUCGACCCCAUGUCUUUCCAGUGCAGCCAGACUCCUGCGAUGCAACACGGCAGAGACGGGAACAGGUGGAGGAAGAGCGUGGGCUGUUCCGGUGAAUCGGAGCCGCCUGCGUCCUCCCAGAAUAACAACAACGUCGGCUUCUCGCCCUCUCCAGAUGUCAGCCCAGUUCUGUGCAAAAGUGGGAAAAAAGUUGCCUUGAAGCAUCUCUCCCCCAAAGUGAGGAAGAAAUCGUUAAAACUGCUGGCAGAUGUUCAGACUCCCUUGCCGUCUUCCUCUCCAAACGUGGAUAAAUGUGAGGCUGCGCUGGCAGAUGGGAAAGACCCGAGAGCGUUGUUUCAGCACAGCAGCCCGAUCAACACAGCAAGCCAGGCAUCAGCUGUGACAGACCUCAGCCAGACUGCUCAGAACCUCCCUGAUCCAGGAACAGAUAGACUUAUGAGUUCAGUCUCUGUUCUCCCUCCUCACCCUCCCUCGAUGAGUGCUGCACGCAAGUUGGCUUUGGCCCUGGCUGAAUCUGCCCAGAAGGCCAGCAGCGCAUCCCAAAGAAGAAGCCACGCAUAUGACUACAGACUGCAGCGACCCUCUGCACUCGACCUGAAAGUGCUUCCUCAGGAGUACCGCGGCCCUCAGGUCAGCUCAGGUUCCCAGUGGCAAGCGGCUGCGGAGACCCACCGCUGCCCUCGUCCUGGUCAGUUCUCACCUUCGCACCUCUGCUCGGCACCGCCGCAGGUUGGCAACAGUCAGGACAAUGUGUGCAAUUUCACUCCUAAUGUAAGCCCGCUCGGGUCGGGGAGCUUGGACGAAGGCAGCACCGAAGGGAGGGAGCACAGAGAGGAAAUGGAGCCAGAGGUCAAGCAAGAACAGCACACUUACCAGAGUGUUGGAGUUUCGACGCCCUGUCAGGCUUUCUGCUCAGCAAGGAGCCCGCCAGCCUCUCCGGUGUAUGCCAACACGGACUCCGUGGAUGCUUUUAAUUUCAGAUCUGUCCUGGCAGAGUCUUUGAUGCCUGCCUCUAUCGAGGAGGUCUUGCCACGCAAAUUGCAGACCUCUUCAGCCCACUGCAAUAGCCCGGACGAGGACAGGCCUCCCGACAUGCUUGAGGAUGUGUACAGUAAUCAGCGUCAUCAUCAGCAGUACCAUCAUCGGCCCAUUCACGCAGGCCAAACACCCGCGCCUCACUACCCUCGGCCCAGCGCUCUGCCGCUUCACCUCUCGGGGCAUAAAGGGCUGUACAGGCAGUCCUCCGAGAGCCGCUACAGCUCCUUAGGUUUGAGGCAACCUCUGUCACCCCAAUACAGGCGCUACCAGAGCGACUUCCACCGGCAACAGGGGCAAUGGCGGAGCUCAGAGGACAGAGCAGUGAGAAACCCGGCCAUCCGGAGGGCACACUCCUUCCAUGCCCCGCAGAUCAGUCAUUAUGAGCUGGCAAACACUGAAAUCCUACCCGUUGACGCCAUGUUUUAUGUGGAUCAGACGACGAGCCCUGAGGUGCCCUACCAAGGACUAUUCCAGGCCGGCCUCAACCCCGCACAGACACAGUUUGAGAAUGUACAGCCAGAACAACGCUACAGCCCGUAUUCUGACUCGAAUUCACGAAAUCCAAGGUCUCGCUAUUUCAUAGAUCCCCGCCGGCAACCUGCCGUCCAUCACCAUCCGACCUACACCGUUCACUCAACAAGGGAAGGCGAGCAGUCGGAUUACUACAACUACUCUCCUCGCCACGCCCCUCCUGUGAAUAGGGAGCUUUAUAUAGAGAGCAGAGACACGGUGGUCUACAAAGCUAGGGAUGCAGAGGUUUUCGAAAGGGUCGUGUAUGAACCAGUCCAGCAGGAGAGGCAUAAAAGCACAUACCACUCUGUGUCUCCGUGUGAGGCUCCAGACUCACCGAGGGACAUGAUGCACACGAGGAGUAAGUCGGACCCUGGCAACGCCAACAUCCUCUCGGCCCACAAAAUGGAAAGCCAAACGGCUGUAGCUACGUCCCCAGCCGCGCCCCGAUUGAGGUCCCAGCAAGCAUACCCCGAGGUCUCCAGGCAAAGUUGUGGUCACCGGUCCGGUGCAGAGUUAGGGCAAAUGAGACGGAUUCACAUUAAAGAGGGGUACUCGCAGCAGCCGCUUCUCCGCAAAGUCCCCUCACAGCCAGACAGAGGCUGCCCCAACCUGAAAAGCUUCGAGCACACUUACAGGUGCCAAACAAGGGGCUAUGAACAGAAUCCAUCAAUGCUGGCUGCUGCUGCCAAACCCGGCAUCCUGAGAAGACCGGCGCGCUCACAGAGCACCAGAGAACACCGUCACUACUAUCAUUACCACUCCAAAUCUCCCCUAGACUCCGAACACGCGGAGCCCUUCCCUGCUCUGCUCAACAGACGGACUCAGAGCACUAAAGUCAAGCCCACACAGUACGACCACAUGGAGGGGUAUUACGCCUCGCCCAGACCUAAAUCCACAAGAUCCGGCAAAGCUGCCACAGGUUACCUACCUGGUCAGAGCUGCAUGUCUCCGCGAGGGCAGAGACUGCUGUCUAAGGCUCUGGGUCCUGAGGCUUUUUAUCACCCCGCUCUCAGAUCCGAGGCCGGGGUCUAUGAGUGAUCUUAAACCACUGCUUUUAUAUCCGAUUCCACGUUGGGGCCAAAGGACGUGUGCACUUUAUCCUCAGCCAGACCAACAGACCAACUUUUGUUUUAACCUUUUGGAGCUGCUAAAAAAAUAAAAGAGUGAAAUGACCCCGAUGGUGGGGAUUAUGCUGUUGGUACCUUUUUGUUGCAUUAGCUUCCAGAAAAGUUUAAAGGGAACAAACUGAUUGUUUUAACAUGUACCAUUUGGAAAUAGAUGUAAGAAGCAUGUUUGGAAAAAAAAAAUACUUUUUUAUGUCUCCACAAGAUAACAAGGGAUAACAAGGUAAAUUAAUGUGUUUUAAUAUAAUUUUUACAUUUAAGAAUGUGUAUAAAAUAACUUAUUUUACAAUGUAUUAUAAUGACAGAUGUGGACAAAUUUAUUGGCACUCCUGGUAAUUGUGUAAAAGAAAAAAAAAGCAGUCAAAUAAAUUCAUAUUUUAUUUCAGAAACAUUAAGUCAAACCUUUAAUUUGGAUACAUUUAUUCAGUGUUAAAUUAAAUUUCCGUGGAGGAAGUUACACCGCAGCAAAUGAAAUGUAAAAAAAUAAAUAAAUUGAUGCAGCGACACUAGAAUUCCACACCCUGGACCCCAAUGUUUGUGCACUAUUCAGAAUAGGUCAAAGACUUAAAAGAUUGAGGUUCCGCAAAAUCUUCUUCACAUGCCAGCAUUACGAAACACAUUUUUCAUUUGGCAGCGUACUUGUGGUGCGUUCCCUUUGCCUCGGAGGUCGAAACUAACAAGUUGAAGAUUCCAUCAUCUGCGCUUUUUUGCGCUCCAGUUUCCCUCUUGUAGGACCAUAGGAAAAAAAAUAUGGACGCUCGCACAAAGCCAUUGUUAACCAGACAAAUACAGCCAACCUAAGUCACAGAAUGCAUUUUAAAGUCACAUUUAAUUGCAGAAUCUUUGUCAUUUUUGAAGCCGUGCUGAACUGUUCCACUGAACAUCAAAAAGCAGGUGGCGAUCCUUCAUUGCUGCUUUAGCCACUAUGGCUAAAGCAAUAACGCUGUUCUAUGCGGUGUUUUGUGCAAAUACUGUAAACAGAACUGCGAAAGGUAGUACCUGUAUGACUGACUAAAUAUUACAUACAUAAUAGAGAGCUGCUAAAAACAAAGUAUGAGGUUUUACACAAUGUUGCCGCGAGUAGCAGCCGUCAUAAAUGCCAAAGUCGAGCACAAUCCUGUUGCACCGACUUAUAGUAAUACAGACUUUAGGGGCUGUUCCAGUUAAACUUUCUGACUCGGAGGUCGAAAAUUCAGAAUACCGAGGACAAAUGGAACGCACUAUUAGCCUAUUUGAAGAGCAGCUUUAAAAAACUGCAGCAAAGAGUGCGAUCUUGGAAUCCAAGCCAUAAUAAUAGCCAUUAGGAACUAUGUAUAUGCCAAAUUUUUGCUGGAUGGGCCUGCCAGGAAAAAAAAAAAAAGGCCUUUUCUCUAUCACCAUCAAAAAUGUAAACGCGUGGCUUUCUCUAAAUUCUGCUGUGACUUUAACUGAAAACUAUUCUUUUGUUGAUAUGAGACCAAGAUGAGUCGUUUAACAACAAGCAGGCCAGGUGAGUCCGGCGUGAAAGAAAGCACGAACAUGCGGCAAAGCACCUAAUCCCCAUUUGGUGAGUGAGGUGAAACAAUGCUGUGAGCCUCUUCCUCUUUCCAAGGUCCUGGGAACCUCAGAGUGUCUAGAAUCCUGAACUCUUUGAAGGCAUGCCACAUGUGUUUUUCAAUGUUCAGUGAUUUAGUACAACUCAGUGCAGCUGUAUUGCACAAAGAAUAUGCAAAUCUCAUUCCAAACUGUAUUCAGAAGUUGUUAAAUAAAGAAAAAUAAGAUAGAUUGGUCUUUAAAAAAAAAAAGUAAAGCAGUGUACAAUACAUCUUUACAAAUCAUAGCACCAGUUUUUUUUUCUGGAAAAAAAAUAAAAAACGUUUCCUGAAACUAUUUCUUUUAAUUAUUUGAAUAAAAGGUACUCAAAUGAAAGGCUGGAUUUCUCCAAAACUUUCAGUUUGAUAAUAUGCUACUGGGAUGAAAGAAGGUUUUAUGUUUAGGCUUUGUAAUCAUCCCUACCAGGAGUACCAAUCAAUGUGGCCAGUACCGUAUAGGAGUAACACACAUCUAACAUGUGGGCAAUGUACUGUAUAUUUUUGGUUUCUAUUCUACAGUCUUCUCAGACUUGAACAAGCACUUUUGAGGAUAGCUGUGUAUGAAACACAUCGUCUUAACAUGGUGUAGAUGGAGACAUAAAGCUUAUAUUUUUUCUGUAUGAAGCAGCUUGCUCAGAGUCAUUGUCAAAUGCUAAAUAGCACUUUUUUCUGGGGGUAAAAUCUAAAGAUAACCUCAUGCUUUCUAACUCUUCAGGGGUCGCUCACAAACUCUUCUUGUUUAAUGCUAUCAAAAAGCAGUGAGUAUUUUAUCAUUUCUGUUAAAGUGGCUAAAUAUGCUGGAUUUAAAGUAAAUCAGCUCAUGCUCUUAGAUAAAAAAAAGUGUAUUUUAUAAUGGCAUUUUUGGUUUUGUCAUAAAAAUAAAAUAAAACUAUGUCCUCUUUACAAAAUUUUAAUAAUGUGGUGUUUUACAUGGAGAUAUGUUUUAUUGGUUUUAUCAUAAGUUUUAAUCGAGAUGCUAUUUCAGUUCAAAACAUGUAAAUGAAGAUAUUCUGUUAAAACAUGUUACGAGUUAUUUUAGUGACAAAUACAAAAAUAAAGAUAUAUUGUCAGUUAUACAA
This is a messenger RNA of Fundulus heteroclitus (mummichog), 8063 nucleotides long. Its product is annotated as rho GTPase-activating protein 32. Gene Ontology annotation, cellular component: nucleoplasm; Golgi apparatus; cell cortex. The record is from RefSeq and is a predicted model, not a curated record. Gene Ontology annotation, biological process: small GTPase-mediated signal transduction. Lineage: Eukaryota; Metazoa; Chordata; Actinopteri; Cyprinodontiformes; Fundulidae. Gene Ontology annotation, molecular function: GTPase activator activity; phosphatidylinositol binding; protein binding. Bases 366 to 5327 code for a protein of 1653 amino acids. The transcript is spliced from 22 exons.